GAAUGGGUGAAAACCAGGGAGUGAGGGUUGGAGGGGGGGCUUCCUUGAAAUACUUAAACAGGAUGUUUUCACUUGAGCACUUUAUAAGUUCACGAUCCUGGUAAUCACAAGGACACAUGGAACCAUGAAAUUCACAGUAUUGGAGAAUCAACCACAUCUUAUAAAAGGAGCAAUGACAGGUCAUUUUAUUCAGGUUUAUCGUAACACUUAGCAGCAAGCCUUCCUUCCUCUAAUGCAGCUACAGAUGGUGGCCCUGACGACCUUACUAGAGAUUUUGGUCCCUUGACCUUUAGCAGAAGGUUGGGUUCCAGUUGAGUGGAGAAGCUUCCUCCUGUGAGAUCUACCUUGUCUUAUUCUUUUAGACUCAUUUAAGAGAGAGGAUUUUAUUACCUAAAAUUUGCAAAUGUAAUGUGCAUCCACAAAACUGGGGCUGGGGGAUUGGGACAUCCCUCUUUUGCUAGUCUCAUGUAUGCUGGUUUUUUGUGUUUUGGGGUUGUUAAGGGAAUUCUCACAGGCCUGAAAAGGCUUAGAUCUAGUACUAAAAUACACAUAUGCUGUAGAUCUAUUUUAUUUGGUGCUGGCCUAAUAUCUUCUAUAUACUGUGGAUCUGAAUUGUUUCCUAUAGCUUUGGGAAAUGUUCAGCUAGAAACACUUGAGAAGAGAGUGUAAGGCAUGUAGCCAGAAAGUGUCAGCUGACUUUUCAUUUUACUGGCAUUUGAAAGCUUUUAUAGAGGUUUGCAUUAUUUUCUCCAAAAGCAUUUGUUGUUUGAGUUGGUCAUUUUGACAGUUAACUGUUAGUUAUGACCUGUAUUGCCAGUCUCACCUCGAUUAUUGCUGGAAGGGUUUAAGUGCUGGGAAUAUAACUUAUAAGUAUUUCUCUUGAACACAGGCAUUGAUCCUCUGCCACUGAAUAGCUGAGUAAGAUGGGAAUGACUGGUUUCUAAUUAUGGUUUGAAAGGAGGUUGGUUUGACAGAUUGGAAAGUGUGGAACUAUUCUAGUUGUUGCUGUUGCAGAGAAAGAUCUCUUGGGGCCGCUGUGAAAGUGGGUGGAAGGUUUCUUGGUGCCCAGUGAACAUCUUUAACGAGUCAGGUUCACACCAGAGAGUUGGACAGGGAGAGCUGGCUUGAAAUUUAAACUUAGAUUCGUUGUCAGGACAGAAUUGAUGGUUUGGUUUUUUUGUGGGUUUUGUUUUUGUUUUUGUUUUUAUAAUAGAUCAUGGAGUUACUGUCAGAGAAAGUGAUGUUAACAGAUCCUGGGUAGGGUGAAGAGAGCUAAGAGAGUGUGCACAUUAUUUACACAUAUAGCCAUAGAUUAUUCUCAGGCAUUUUAAAGAAAAUCUUUUUCUCCUAGGUUUCACAUCUUUUUUUCGUUCUUACCUACCUCCUGUCAUUGCCCAGAAACCACUAUUCCAGAAGUGCAAGUGGGGAAGACAUAGAAAAAAAGGGUGAAGGAGCCUGGAACAAGCAGCCAGCAAUCCUUGCUGCAGCAGAGUGCACAAAAAGUAACCCAAAGAGAAAUGAUAGCCCUGAGGGCAACUGGGUUAAGACAGUGGAGACUCUUGAUAAUAAAGAUGGUUUGGGACCAGACCCAACCUCCUGCAGGUCUUAAAGAGAAAUAUUCAAAGGGAACCCACACUCUUAGAAGCAAAGGGACACCCGAAGAAAGAACAGAAGUGCACAUUUGCUUCCCAUGAUGAAGCCCUGAGUGCUUCCAGGCUGAGGAGAGAGCCGCUUUCCUGGGAGCAGCACCACCUGGACCUCAGUUAAAACUGAAGCUGGACUCACGCCCUUUCUGAGAAAGCAGAUUUUCAGCUCAGUCUGAGUUUUCAUCUGGUUGAUAAGGUUUUUAAGUGGGGAGGAAAAAUGAGAUUUAGUGGUCAACAUUAUUCUUAUUUUUUUUAAUCCCAUCCACAUAAGUACUCACUUGCAUAGGUUCCCCUCCCACCCCAGUAAUAGAAUGAAUGAGAAAAUUGUUAGUUAAUAGGUGUCUUUAAACCCAGCUGAAAUCUUAACCCAUAAAAAGGUCCUUGGCUCUCCUCAUUUUUACCAUGUCCUAGGAAUGUGACCUCUGGGUAAGCUCGGUAACCUGAAGAACACAAUUGAUACUUCGGGCUCAUUUUUAAAUUUAAUUAUAAUUCUUAUCAAGCACUUGAUUAUUUUUUUCCUCCUUGGCCAAAUUUAUUUCAGGAAUGUGCUUGUCUGAGACCUGUGAUGGCUGAGGUUUCCUAAGUACAUCUUGUGACUUGAAUGCAGAAUUUUGAUGAGAUCUGGUGAGAUAGAUUAGGAAGUAUCUUUCUAAAGUACUUAUUAGGUCUGGUUGACUGUGUAGAACCGAGCCAAGAGCAGGCCUAGUGCUUCCAGGAGACACAGUCCAGAAAGAAAGCUCUGGAGCCGGCAUCUCUUGACACCACAGUAUAUUCUGGUAGCUGCUCUGCAGUAAUGCAGCCCUGUCUUUCUGGGCAGUGUUGUUAUUCCUGCUGCAUAAUUAGCAACUAGUGAGAUCAUAGUCUGGGGAGAUUCUGGCAUUACUGAGGCAAAGCAGGGAGGUUCGUAUCAUCACAUGUGGCUCUGGCUCUCACAGCAUUUCUGCCAAGCAGAUUCAUAUCCUUGGGAAUUUAGGUCCAAAGAUGGAGAAGGGGAAAGAUGUGUACCUGGAAAAUGGACCAUCCCAGCCUCCUGUUGUGUGGCAGCAUGUUGAAAACACUGCCUACCAUAUUGAUGUAACCAGAGUAAAUUGUCACUUCGUUUGCUAUUUGUUUUCCCCUUGUCGGUCUCUUUACAGAGGGCAAAGAUUGUAAAGCUGUUUUCCUUGCACAGAGGCUAAGGAUAGACCAGCCGAGCCCUGUGUUUUGGAGCAGUAUGAGAUGGGGAAAGAUUCUGGGUUUUGAAGCCAGAGUAGGUUCUAAUCUUCAAUCCCUUCUUCAGAACCUAAUCUGACCUUUUUAGGAGCCUGCUGAGACACUUUACAUUUGUGAAGAUCUGGAUAAAGCCUUUCCCUAGCUGUCGAUGUACUUUGAAAUUGAGAGCCUAGAACGGUAUUUCCCAAAGUGUCAUUUGCCCCCUAAGGUACUCUGGAAAACAAAGGGUUCCAUAAUCAGGUGUGUAAAACCUUGUAUUCUGUGUUUUCUCCCAUCCUUCACCAUGCUCAUUAGUAUAUUAAAAGCCUCUAAGAGGUCCUCCCAUAAGCAUUUUGUAAACUAUUUUGACACAGCAGUCCUAUUUCCAUGCAAAAGCUAUUAAUAUCCAUGGAACUAGUUUAUUUAAUAUAUACACUUUGGGAAAUGCCAAGCUAUAUUUUCACCAGGAAAAAUAACUGGAUCCAGUCUGGGUUAGGCACAGCCUAAUUCUGCCUUUGAUCCCCAGUCCCUCCUACUGGCCUCAUGGAGAGCUCUCCUGUGUGAUCAGAAGAGCAGCUACCGUUACCCCGGGGCUAAUGAAGGCUAGAGCCCAGCUGGCUUGGAACCAGAGACCUUCACUCCACUGGGAAGAAUCCUAAUGCACCUGGCUAAUUGGUGGUGAGCAGGGGCUUUGGGGCCAACGUGGUGGGCUCCCCAAGAAAACCCCUUUGAAACCAAUGGAUGCAUUCACGGGCUCGGGUCUCAAGAGGAAGUUUGAUGAUGUGGAUGUGGGCUCAUCAGUUUCCAACUCAGAUGAUGAGAUCUCCAGCAGUGACAGUGCUGACAGCUGCGACAGCCUCAAUCCUCCCACAACUGCCAGCUUCACACCCACCUCCAUCCUGAAGCGGCAGAAGCAGCUGCGGAGGAAGAAUGUACGCUUUGACCAGGUGACCGUAUACUACUUUGCCCGGCGCCAGGGUUUCACCAGUGUGCCCAGCCAGGGUGGCAGCUCUCUGGGCAUGGCCCAGCGCCACAACUCUGUGCGCAGCUAUACGCUCUGUGAGUUUGCUCAGGAGCAGGAGGUGAAUCAUCGGGAGAUUCUUCGGGAGCACCUGAAGGAGGAGAAACUCCAUGCCAAGAAGAUGAAGCUGACCAAGAAUGGGACAGUGGAGUCGGUGGAGGCCGAUGGCCUGACACUGGACGAUGUUUCAGAUGAAGACAUUGAUGUGGAAAAUGUGGAGGUGGAUGAUUACUUCUUCCUGCAGCCUCUGCCCACUAAGCGGCGCCGGGCCCUGCUGAGGGCGUCAGGGGUCCACCGCAUCGAUGCUGAGGAGAAGCAAGAACUUCGAGCCAUCCGCCUCUCUCGGGAAGAGUGUGGUUGUGACUGUCGACUAUAUUGUGACCCAGAAGCGUGUGCCUGUAGCCAAGCUGGGAUUAAAUGCCAGGUGGAUCGCAUGUCCUUUCCAUGUGGCUGUUCCCGUGAUGGCUGUGGGAACAUGGCUGGACGCAUUGAAUUUAAUCCAAUCCGAGUCCGGACUCAUUACCUCCACACCAUCAUGAAGCUGGAGCUAGAGAGCAAGCGGCAGGUGAGCCGCCCGCCAGCGCCAGACGAGGAGCCCUCUCCCACUGCCAGUUGCAGCCUGACAGGAGCUCAGGGCUCUGAGACACAGGACUUCCAGGAGUUCAUUGCUGAGAACGAGACAGCAGUGAUGCACCUGCAGAGUGCAGAGGAACUGGAGCGGCUCAAGGCGGAGGAAGACUCCAGCGGCUCUAGCGCCAGCCUGGACUCUAGCAUUGAGAGCCUGGGUGUGUGCAUCCUGGAGGAGCCCCUGGCUGUUCCUGAAGAGCUGUGCCCAGGCCUGACGGCCCCCAUUCUCAUCCAGGCUCAGCUGCCCCCAGGCUCCUCCGUCCUAUGUUUUGCCGAGAACUCGGACCACCCAACUGCCUCAGCAGUGAACAACCCAUCCUACUUGAACAGUGGGCCUCUGGUCUAUUAUCAGGUGGAGCAGAGGCCAGUCCUGGGGGUGAAAGGAGAGCCUAGUACAGAAGAAGUCCCGCCCUCUUUCCCUAAGGAGAAGGACCUCAAUGUCUUCUCUCUCCCCGUUACCUCACUGGUGGCUUGUAGCCCCACAGACCCAAGUGCCCUCUGUAAAUCAGAGGUGGGGAAAACAUCCACUCUAGAAGCACUAGUGCCCGAAGAUUGUCACCCUGAGGAGCCUGAGAAUGAAGACUUCCGCCCCUCUUGGUCCCCCUCAAACCUCCCCUUCCGCACGGACAAUGCAGAGGGCUGUGUGGUGGAGAAGACCUCACCGCAGAGUGAGGACCAGCGCCCUGAGGACCCUUCCCUGGAACUCCCUUUGGCGGUGUGACCCGGGGAUGGAGGUUCUGCCUCUUACCCAGUCUCUAUUUAUUCCCUUAUUUUAUCUAACACAUUUCAAAACAAAACUGUAGAAGCAGCUGCUGCUCCCAUGUUAUUUUAUUGGGGUCUUUGGGGAAAGGGUGGGAAAGGAUUGUUUGUACAAGUAUUUUUUAAAGGGUAAACAGAACCAAGGAGACCAGCUCCGGCGUCCUGGGGCACAGGAGGCUGCCCUGAGCUUUCUGGGCCAUUGGAACAAAGAACUAGGAUCUCACAGGAGAAGCUGGGUAAUUCAAGCAGCUAUUUAUAUAGGGACCAGAACACAGUAAUUUGAACAGCAUGGCAAAGGCCCUUCUCUCCCUGCGCUCCAGGCGGGGAACAGGCUCAUUUUUCUCCGUGGUUGUUCUGAUACCCUAUUUUGGUGGAUCAUAGUAAUGCAAUUGGAAAUGUCACCUGGUCGAACCUAGAGGAAGGGGUAGAAGGGUCUCUGCUUCAUUACAAAACCUCGAGGAUUUAUCAAAAUUUAACCUGCCUUCCCUGGCCCCCUAUUUGGUAAAUAAGUUAAUAUUUGACAUGUUUUUGGUGUUCUCUGACCUGUUCCCCACACUGGGGAUUCCUGGUCUGUAACUUGAAUUGUUUCUUUCUCAUCUUCUUAGGUACUAGAGUUAAACUUGCCUAUUUGUCUUUUCCCCCUCCAUCCUUUUUCCUUUGAAGAAAAAGAGCUAGAUUGGCCGGGGGUGUGGUACCAAGAGCCUGAGUCUUGUGUGUGUGUCAGGCAGCGUCAGGCUGGGGCUCACACAUCCACAGGAGGCAUGUGUGGAGCAUUAACUGUGUCCAAAGGAGGCAGCAGGAACGGGCUGCUGUCUGGAAAGAAGAUGACUUUAUCUGUGCCAUGCUUGCUUUUUCACCCAGGUUUUUCUUCCCCCUCUUUGGGAGAUUUGAGCUUUAAAGGAAAGUAGGAUGUGGCAAUUCAAUGUCACCAACUAGUUUUUGUUCUUUUUUUCUGUAUCUACCCUCGUGGUCCUUUGUGGAUGUACAGGGUUAGAGAGUCCUUAUACUAUUCCAGUUCACCCCCAAGAACUGCAAGUGUUUAUUGGACCCUCCAUCUUGAUAUAUAAAAAUUGGAAGCCAAACCAAUUCUGAAAUGCUGCUACAACUCCCAGGUUCCAAAGAAUUCAAGUUCUGCUUAUAACCUUUGAGGUCUACAGAGUGGGAUAGCCACUCCAUCAGGGGGGAUUUCUGUUCCUCUUAUGUCCAGCUUAUGUUCCAGGAUGUGCUCCAUUGAACACUGAAUUCUUUUUAUUAGCAAAGUUAUUUGCCUCUGUUUUCAAUUGGAGGCAGUAUCAGGAGAAAAACACUCUUCUUUAGCAUCCUUUGUACCAUGCUUCACUUCUGGUAUGGUUUACUAACUGGGAAAGAACAAAGAGAAAAACUUCUUUUUUGGAGGGGGAGAUAACUGUUCCUACUUAUCUUGCUCAUAAAGCCUUUUCUGGUGGGAUAUUAAGGCCCUGGUAUCUUAAAACAACCUUUUUGUAUGUCGCAGCAGCAUUUCACCUAUAAAAUCCCUAAACUGAGCCUGAAAGGCCUUGUACUUAACACAGGUACAUCUUUUAACCCAUUCUGCCUCUCCUGUUCGUUCCUGUUUUUGCUUGGUUUUACUUUUGUGGGGGAGUUCUUAAUUAAGUACAUAGGUCCUUAUCGCUCCCCAUCCUCUAGCCUCAAAAAACAGAGUUGAGAGUCUUAAGUACCUGAGAUCUAGAUGCUAUCCCAGACUGAGCUACACCCUCCCGCCUUAGAUGGGUCCCCUCAAAUACAAGACUGAGGCUUUACUGGGGAUUUGACUCUGGAGAAGAGUCUUUCUGAAAGUUUGUUUUGGAAGGGGCAGUGAGCUCUAUACAUUCCCUCCUUAGGAAGGCUCCAGCCUAAUCUAGGAAGUGGGUUCCAGCUGCUCAAUAAGAGACACAUUAGCCUCUGGGAUCAAACCAAGAAUUUGAAUCUAAUUAUCAAACUCAUUGCCACCCCCAAGAUAUUUGAUUUUUCUGAAAAACUAGUUUCCUAAUCUAAGUCCAUCCCUUCUACGAUUCUGACUCACACUGAUCCCAAGCUUUUAAAUGCUAAAUAUUAACAUUUAGCAUUAACUGUCUUGUCAAGCAAAAGGCCUUCUCUGCCACCUAGUCCAUCUCGUUUCUGGUGCUACCUGAGUUGGACAGAACUAUAGCUCACAGUUGCUAGAAAAGCGAGGCCUCUGACCACAGAAGCAGAGAGCUUCAAUCCCACUCAGUCUAGGCCUAGAUGAAAGAAAUGACUCAUUGCAACUCUUACUAUUUUCCAAUUUCCUUUCUCACAUACUGUACACAGGUAGUAUUUUCAAUGUGAAUCCAAAGCUUGUCUGGUUCUCUGAAAAUAAUUUUUUUUUUUUUGCCUUUUAGGUCUUUUACAUUGUGAUAAUGCUGUAUUUAAAGAGAAUAUUUAAAUGUAAUAUUAAAGAAAUAUUCAAAAGAA
Equus quagga is the source of this 7695-nucleotide messenger RNA. It is a transcript of the gene CSRNP2, whose product is annotated as cysteine and serine rich nuclear protein 2. Gene Ontology annotation, biological process: regulation of transcription by RNA polymerase II. Bases 3575 to 5206 code for a protein of 543 amino acids. Gene Ontology annotation, molecular function: DNA-binding transcription factor activity, RNA polymerase II-specific; sequence-specific DNA binding. The transcript is spliced from 5 exons. The record is from RefSeq and is a predicted model, not a curated record. Gene Ontology annotation, cellular component: nucleus. Lineage: Eukaryota; Metazoa; Chordata; Mammalia; Perissodactyla; Equidae.